AUGAGAAUUUCUCCUCCACAGUGGCUAGCUAAACAUAUUUCUUAUAACCCAGAAUUUUUUCCGGGUAUGUGCUUAAGACUUGUUGAUUUUCGCACGGUUGUUUUAAUCUUUACGACUGGAAAGUGUAUAAUUACAGGCGCACGAACAGAAGAAGAUAUUUUUAUUGUUCAAAAUAAAAUUUACAAUUCUAUUUUAAUGUUUGUAAAAAUCAAUAAAUACUAG
Molecule: messenger RNA, 222 nt
Organism: Meloidogyne enterolobii
Lineage: Eukaryota; Metazoa; Nematoda; Chromadorea; Rhabditida; Meloidogynidae
Source: the annotation of a GenBank genome assembly